UGCAUUCAUCAAACUGCCAGAAACACCUCCUGGAUCAAGCACUCUCAUCUUAAGUGUUCAAUAAAGCUGAUUCCUUUGAACUGUGCCUUAUGCUGGUAGCCCUAACAAGCCAAGGAUAUUGAAAUUCCUGUUGAAGACUUACAGGCAUUAGAAAAUCAUGCCGUUUCGGUGAUUUGGUAUUACUAGGGAACAAGCACCGAGAUUGUUGCAAUUUUGGGGAGAGGAAUAUCAGAAAGAGUUGAGGUUCAUGCUCGACAAUUCAUCAAACUCCUUCUCAAGUGGAAGUGUAGCUUUUAACAUCGUCUGAGACUGCCUUACCAAUAUCGAUAUAAAACUCAUCUCUGCACCAUCCUAAGACCAUCCGGAGGGUGAAAAGUACAAAGAGCUUGCGUUUCCAACCCAAGGCAGAGAUUGCAACCUACAUCUCAAUCUCGUAAACUGACAGCAUUCCAGGCCUCUCUGUGAUUGUAUACAACGAUGAGAGAGGUGUAGCGCAUGACACCUCUGAUCAGCAGUGAGAGGUGGUGCGUGUAACCUGACUCCAUGCACCGCAGAAACAAGAUAAAAUCCUCAUCAGUAGCAGGUGUCUCGUGUCUUCGUCUCAUCUCUACCCAGAUUAAUUGUGACUCCAUCUUUUGUGCUUGACAGGAGGUGACGUUGGGGGAAGCAUAUUGCAUAGCUGCCGCGAUUUGAAAAAUUGUAGAAACUCGUAAGUGUGGGUUAAUUAAUUGCUCGUAAAGAUACGAAGCAGAUGAAGGUUUUGAAACAGAAUUGUGAUGUGACAGGAGUGUGGUUUCAGUCAGUGAUCAUCUGAGUCUUCGGCUUUCAUCACAUGUCUAUAGGAGGCUUGAGGUGGUAAUUCAUGGAAUUCCUUGAAUGUCUUUGGAUGUGAAAGAAUCGAUGAGGGAUUGAGACAGAGACCAAACAGCAUCACAUCAUUCCACACCUCAACGUGAAAGUGAGAGAACAGAGGCGAAAGAAUAAAACGAAGUCUCUGCAAACAAAGCCUGUUUUCUCCCCCAUCCUGGCUGGUCAGUGAAUCUCUGCGAGGCAAUCGGCAAAGCAUCCACUCCUAUCUAAUUCUGAUGCAAGGGACGGGACACUUGGUCAACACUGACCGCUGAGUCGUGCUCACUGGACCGACCGUGUUGGAAUUCAAGAUGGAAUUACCUCAGUGGCUCGGAGAUCUCUAGUUGGCUGUUUGGUUAGAGAUCAGAGUUUGCUGAUAAACACGAUUGACCGAUGGCAAGCAUGAAGGUGACAGAAGUUAUAGAGAUGGUGGUGGUUGGGACGGGAAGAAAGCGAUGGAAAAGAUGGAAGAGAUCUUGGUUUGUCCUGCGAGUCUUCUCUAUCUGUUUGAUGUUGCUUAUCGGUGAUGUCAUAGCAAACCUAGUCAAUACACCUGAGCCCAUAGAUGAUUUCUCAGUCAAGCUAGUCAAUGGCUAUGUGACCAAUGCGGGUCUACUGCUCAUCUUCUACCAAGGCUCAUGGGGUACUGUCUGCAAUAACUCCUGGACGAUCACAGAAGCUGACAUCGUCUGCAGGCAAAUGGGCUACCCAGGUGCCGCUGUGGCUUCGCAUUCAGAACUCACCAUUCCACUCGGCAAAGAUGGCUACCCAACCCUUUUUGAGAAUUUUCAUUGUAGGACCAAUAGCACCCACCUCUCCAAUUGCCAAUUUGAGGAUUUCUCGAUGGAACGUGGCUGCCAAAGUGUGCAGUUAUUGUGUCAACUCCCGCAGCCAACAGACCCUCCACUGUACUCCUUACGACUGCGUGACGGUGAGAAACCAAGCGAGGGCAGGCUAGAGGUCUUUGUCCAUGGCAUCUGGGGCACCGUCUGCAAGGAUCGGUUCUCCAAGACGGCUGCCUACGUAGCCUGCCGACAACUCGGCUACCCUUUCGCCUUGACCUACCUGCCAUCCUCUUCGUUUGGGUCCGGAUUCGGUCCAAUAAUCCUUGACGAUGUCCGUUGCAACGGGGAUGAGAGGAGACUAUGGGAUUGCCACCAUCGGAGUGCCUGGACACAUAACUGCAAUAAGAGAACAGAGGUCAUUGGGGUACGUUGUAGCAUGGAGACUUCUAUGCGAGCUGGUCAUGGUGUAAGAUUAGUACCUACCAAAGUGGGCCUGGUGGAAAUCUUCUAUGAAGGCAUCUGGUGGAACAUCUGUGCAGAUCCUCAGUGGGACAAACGAGAUGCCCUUGUGGCUUGUAGGCAACGUGGCUACCUGUCUGGGUUGCCACGUCGACAACCAUUCUGCCCGUGGAACAAGAUCAACUGUCAUUCAAAAUUUGGUGAAUUCAAGUGCAUAGGGACGGAAAGUUCCCUGGAGCAGUGUGAUUUCUCAACGGAAGAUUUUGAUAGUCCGUGGACUUGCCAGUAUGGCUUUGCGGCUGCAGAGUGCUCGAAUAUUGAACCCGAUGAAGAUUGGUGGCUGGCAGAUCAGAGCAAUUUAACAGAUAUUCAUUUAGCAAAUUCCACGCUCAUACCGGUCAUUAAAAAGAAAAAAUUUGCAGAGGCUGAUGUAAGGUUAGCAGGGUCAGAUGAUGACCAUCAAGGUCGCGUUGAGAUCUACCAUUACCAUGACUGGUAUACAAUCUGCGAUGACCAGUGGGAUAUCAAAGAUGCAAGGGUGGUGUGUCGUCAGCUGGGAUUUCCCGAUGCCCUGCGCGCCCUGACCCAAGCCACGACCUUUGGCCCUGGCCUUGUCAACAUCCUCCUGGACAACGUGGACUGCAAGGGAGAUGAGCCGAACCUCCUGGAGUGUGAUCACAAUGAACUUCAUAUCCAUGACUGCAUUCACAAUGAGGAUGCAGCGGUCAUCUGCAAGGCGGAAGGCACCAGCCUCAUCACUGCUGCAUCUGAUUCCUCAAGCCAGCUGCCACCGGGUGCAAUCAUCGCAAUAUCCAUGAUCUCUGCAUUUUCUUUUAUCAUCAUUGGUGGUGCCCUACUUCACUAUGCCUGUAAAUCCUGCGACCGUCGUAUCGAGGAAACCUCUUCCCCUCGGACGCGUUCCACCCCCAUGGUCGUCAUGAUGGUACACUCUGCGUCACGCUCUGGCAGGUCUAGCAAUGGAUUCCCGCACAACUCCCGGCGUUACGACGCCCUCCCCUUCACCAUCUGCUCCAGGACCUCCAUAGGGAGCAGCACCACCAGUCCCGUAUCCAGCCCGGUCUCACAGAAUGGAACUAUUUGCGAAGAGCUUGAGGCUCUGAGCGGGGGACCGCCUUCUUAUGAAAUUGUCUUGCGUCACCCAGAUGCCUUUGCCCAGAUGCUCCAAAGCGCGGAAAAUAUAGUGCCCCCGCCGCCGUCGUAUAAUAGAUGCAUCUCGCAACAAUGACGUAAGGUACUCAUCUGGUCAAUCAUUAUCAUCGUUCUCGCAUUAGUCACCUUGCCUUGGAUUCCACUUCUCGGCGGAUAAUGACACUCUAAUUUUUUCCAUUCCUUUCUUGUGUACCUGUCUUAUUGAUUGACUUGUUUUGAUUUAGUUAUAUAAUUAUGCUGCAAGGAGUUGUAUAUUAUUGAGAGUUUAGUGUGUGGUAAACAAAUUUCCUGUAAGGCUUAUCUGUCACUUUUUGACCUCUUUGACACCAACAGCACUCAUGCUUUCUUUGCUGUAAAAUGACCACCACUAUUCACAACAAAAAUAAAGAUGAGGGAUUUAGUGAUCCUCCUAUAGUGCAGUUCUUCUUGGAUGUUGCACAUUUGCUUUCACCCAUGGACUUCUGCUCUGUGUUAGAUGCACGACUUCUCAACUAGUUCAGACAUAGGACCAAGAGGACUUACCCUUACCUAAUUUAGGGGCUGUUUCCUGCUGCAAACAGGAACCAGCCAGUCCUUGUUCAACUGAAUUUAAAAAUUAAAUGUACAAAAAAUG
This is a messenger RNA of Lytechinus variegatus (green sea urchin), 3876 nucleotides long. Its product is annotated as deleted in malignant brain tumors 1 protein-like. Gene Ontology annotation, cellular component: membrane. The record is from RefSeq and is a predicted model, not a curated record. The transcript has 10 exons. The coding region runs from base 1243 to 3339 and encodes 698 amino acids. NCBI's taxonomy places the organism in Eukaryota, Metazoa, Echinodermata, Echinoidea, Temnopleuroida, Toxopneustidae.